AUGGGCAACAUUCUUCAGAAGCUGUUCUCGGGUUUCAGCCAGGAGGCCAAGAUCCUGCUGGUGGGCCUCGACGCCGCCGGCAAGACAACGCUCCUCUACAAGCUCAAGCUCGGCGAACAGGUCACCACGAUCCCCACCAUCGGAUUCAACGUCGAGACCGUCACCUACAAGAACGUCACCUUCACCAUGUGGGACGUCGGCGGCCAGGACCGCAUCCGGAAGCUGUGGCGCUACUACUUCCAGGGCUCCAACGCGAUCAUCUUCGUCGUGGACAGCGCCGACCGCGAGCGGAUGGACGAGGCCAAGGACGAGCUGGCCGCAAUGCUCAAGGCCGACGAGCUCAAGGACGCCGCGCUGCUCGUCUUCGCCAACAAGCAGGACUUCUCGCAGGCCAUGUCCACAUCAGAGGUCAUGAGCAAGCUCGGCCUCCUCGACGCGGCCAACCACGGGCGACGGGUGCACUGCCAGGCCUCUUCCGCCACCACUGGCAUGGGCAUCUACGAGGGCAUGGAGUGGCUCUCGCAAACCCUCAAGAAGUGA
This is a messenger RNA of Acanthamoeba castellanii str. Neff, 540 nucleotides long. Its product is annotated as ADPribosylation factor, putative. Gene Ontology annotation, cellular component: cytoplasm. Gene Ontology annotation, biological process: vesicle-mediated transport; intracellular protein transport. Lineage: Eukaryota; Discosea; Longamoebia; Acanthamoebidae. The record is from RefSeq and is a predicted model, not a curated record. The coding region runs from base 1 to 540 and encodes 179 amino acids. The transcript has a single exon. Gene Ontology annotation, molecular function: GTPase activity; GTP binding.